GAAAGUACAAACUUACUUUUAUGAUCCGACGUGCAGCUUCGAUAGUGACCCCAUCCGAUACUAUGCGGACGGGCCGAUGUCGGCUGGUGGUGGAGAGUCCACGAUAAAUGUUUUCAGAUUGAACGAACUAUCGCGAGGGAGACGUUAUCAUUACUGUGUGUGACUGUCGCAUUGUGAGCAAGUCAAUAAAUUUAUUGAAUUUUCUCCGAAGUUUUGCGAAACGGGAAGAAAGCUCAGGUGCAGUUGGUCGGCUCUCAGGAUACCUACCUGUUCUCACUAGUUCCGCGGUCCAAUUAGCGGGAGAUUCGGGCGCGUCCUGUUUACAUGGUCUUACGUACGUACACCAGCGUGUAUGACUUAUCGCCGAUUGUGGGCGAAUCGUGACCCAAUAGUGCACUUUGGUAGUCCCGCGACUUUUCCGUGUGAUUUGCUAGAAGAGGACAGGGUGCCUGUCGCGUGUGUGUUUACCUCCGCCAAACAGGUAUUUCGCGGUACGUUCUGAUUUUCGGAAUUCGAGUGCAGUUCACGUUUCCAGGAGUGCAUGUUCUUUGAUUAGUUUAUCUAGUCAAUAUCCACUCGCUGCUACCCCGCAAGAGUAUAAGCCUUGCAGUGUGUUUGCUCUGAUUCAAAGGAAGCUAAAAAUAUCUAAAGUGGAAAUCUAUGUGAAGUGUCGUUGCAAAGCAGGUGAAUAAGUUCCAGUUGGAUUCCCAUCCAAUUAAAUCGAUUCUGGGUUAAUCAGUGCAUUUUAUCUAAUCCAUGCUUGACUGUGAUGCUAGAAAGUGAUUCCAGAUAGUUCAGAGGAUCCACUGUCCAGCGCUAGACUCAUCUCGCCGAGCUCCAAGCUCAGUUGAAUUUUUUAUCUGCUUGUUCCUGUCGAGUCCAAGAAAGUAUUCAAACUGUGAUGAUGGCUCCAAUGCCAAGUAGUAAGAGUCCAUCCAAGGGUCCAACAUUCCUUUUCUCAGCUGCCGAUUCAGAUGAUUCCAGCCCUGCACCAUCAAGCCCACCAAGCACAGAUGCACCGAAAUCACAAUGCUCGUCGCUGUCUGAGGUUGAAUCAUUCGAGGGAUUUGGUGAAAAUGAUGCUACAGAUAGUGGUUGCAGCAAUAAUAUACGCGUAAAUUUAAGAAACGUUAACAGUGCCGGUAGUGAGGCCAGUGGCAGUAACAGGGAUGCUGAAAAUGAUGGAAGAGUUCGCGGAGUUGAACUAGAGCUGGCUCCACAUGCUAAUUCUACACCGAAUGGCGAUGAUGAUCGUAGCUCUAUCUCGCGGCAUACGUGGUCACGUACGAGCUUGCGAAGAACUCCUACCAGCAAUCCUGAUAAUUUGCCCAAUAGACGCUGGGGCUCCAUGAGACACUCUGGACGACGUCAAUUAGGUUCAAAUGCCUUAGCUAGCCACUUGUACAGAUCAUCGAGUUUUAACUCGUCCGGGAGAAGCUCCACCUGUGAUACAGCCGAAGACAUGUAUAGUGAUAUGAGUUUGGAGGAUGUGCAAGAUUUAAGUCAUAAGCUCGAUUUGCUGCAGAGACAAGUCACUGAUCUUGCAGACACACGGAAUACAGUUGAAGAUCGUACAACGAGAACUAAGACCGAAUAUGCUGUACUACAGGCCCGGUAUCAUAUGCUCGAGGAGCAAUUUCGAGAGUCCGAGCUACGUGCGGAAGAACGUUUGGCCGAAGAGCAAAAACGACACCGGGAACUAUUGGCCCGUGUCGAGCGCGAAGCUGCCCUACAAAAUGAAAAUUGCCAAAUAAAAAUUCGCACUAUUGAAAUGGAAGCAAACAGUUUACGUGAGGAAGCACAACGUUUGCGAGUUCUAUGUGACAAGCAGGCAAAUGACCUGCAUGCGACUGAAGAGAAAUUAGAAAUAACACGUGAUAACUUGGCUUCCGUACAGCAGGAAUUGUUGGAGGCACAAUCCGCCGAACGGAAACUGUUGGAUGAAAAGAAAGUGUCAGAGGAUUUAAUGCUGGAGUUGGGCAAGGAAUUGGAAAGGUUACGGUCGGAACGAGGUCCUGCGCUACCAACCACAUCGGCAGAAACGCUUAGGCUCGAAGAGUUACAUCAAGAGUUGGAUGAAUUACGACAGAAGAACAAAAUUCUCGAAGAACAAAAUGAAGAGUUGCAAGCGGCAGUCCUGUCUCGAGGCGUAGAGGAAGGCCGACAUUUGUUGAAUGGAACGCUGAACAGUCUAGCACAAGAACUAGAAGAGAUGUCACAGGCACAGGAUUCAGUUGAUUCAGCCACAUUAGCAUCAUUAAGUCAGCUUCAACAAGCCUAUCAGGACAAAGAAGAGGAAAAUCAACGGCUCAAACACUACAUAGAUACAAUAUUACUAAAUAUCGUUGAAAACUAUCCACAACUCCUGGAAGUUAAGCCAUCGAAACCGGUUCAAAAUGAAAAAAUCUCCCACUAACAUUAUUCUACCUAAAAUGUAUUUAAUAAAAUAGAAUCACAAUAGGAUCUAAAAAAAUAUUUAUAACAAUGUUAUUAUAUAUGGCCUUUUAGGAAAAGUUAAAUGAAAAUAAAAAAUAUUAAAUUUGUAAUAUGUUCUCGCUUUUUAAUUAGUUCCAAUGUACAUAAAAAAUUAAACUUGUUUACAAAAUUACUAUUAGAUUAAAAGUUAAAAAUUAAAUGCCUACCAUAGGCGAGCAAUAAAAAUAUAAUUAGACUUUUGGAAAAAUGUGAGACUAUGAAUCAAAUUUUAUGUCGCGGAAGCAUAAAGAAGACCAACCAGUCCAAUAAGGAAUGAAUAACCCACAAAAACUAAGUUGAUAAUGGCGCAUUCUUUUUAUAUUGCAGCAACUGAAAGGAACUGUUUUUCAUAAAUUGUAGUGUAUUACUCGCAUCCCUACGAAGCCAGUUGUGAGAGAUAAGAUUUUGAACGAAAAAGAUAUUAUAUAUGACUUAUUGCGUCCACUCAACUACCUUAUAAGCAGUUGUAUUACGUUUUUGUCAAUUUUUGAAAAACGUUUUUUCCGUUAAAUAUGUAGUCAAUGUGACUGCUUCCUACCUGUCCUGUAUUCUAAUGACUCCAAGGGAAAGAAGAGUUGAAUGUGAAACUUUUAAUAUAAUAUUCCAAUUUAUUUAACGAUUAGAAAGGAGGGAAGCGGAGAGAACAAGAUAUAAGAUGAAUGUUAUAGUGUCAAAAAACUGAUAUGUAAUAUGUGAAGCAAAACGAAAUGUUAUAUUUUUUUGUAUAGUCAUGAAUGUAUACAAAAGUUUCUUACAAAAUAAAAAGAAAAAGAUUAACCCAGUUUUA
Hermetia illucens (black soldier fly) is the source of this 3262-nucleotide messenger RNA. It is a transcript of the gene nuf, whose product is annotated as rab11 family-interacting protein 3. The record is from RefSeq and is a predicted model, not a curated record. The transcript has 12 exons. Gene Ontology annotation, biological process: endocytic recycling; regulation of cytokinesis. Gene Ontology annotation, cellular component: recycling endosome membrane; endocytic vesicle; cleavage furrow. Lineage: Eukaryota; Metazoa; Arthropoda; Insecta; Diptera; Stratiomyidae. The coding region runs from base 902 to 2416 and encodes 504 amino acids.